This is a messenger RNA of Musa acuminata AAA Group (dessert banana), 1414 nucleotides long. RefSeq lists its product as uncharacterized. The transcript has 8 exons. Bases 68 to 1168 code for a protein of 366 amino acids. The record is from RefSeq and is a predicted model, not a curated record. Gene Ontology annotation, molecular function: heme binding. Lineage: Eukaryota; Viridiplantae; Streptophyta; Magnoliopsida; Zingiberales; Musaceae.
CUUUCAAAAUCCCCCCAAAGGCGCCGAUUCGGCGGCCAACUCCUCCUGCCAAUUCCUGGCCGCGGCGAUGCUUCGGUCUCUCCUCGCCCUCCUCCUCUCCGCGAUCCUCCUCUCCUCGAAGAUCCGGUUCGGGAGCGCCCACGAGCACCAUGGCGAGGUAGCCGAGGGGAGCUGCGAGUCGAGCCCCGAUGUCCGAGUCGCCGCGGAGUUCCGGCCCGGGGUGAUCACCGUCGACGGCCAUGCCGACGACUGGACUGACAUCGAGGCGUCUGAGUUCGCCCUCCUCCCCGCGCUCGACUUCGACGAGGACAAGGCCUACGGUGGCGGCCGGAUGUCCGUCAGGGCUGUGCAUGACGGUAGUAAUGUUUUCUUCAUGCUGCAAGUUGAUGGGGAGUAUGCAUAUCUAAAAGGAGAGAAUAAAAGAUGUCCUUCUGUUGCUCUCAUGUUUCAAGUUGGGGAGAAUGCUACAUAUCAGAAUAUGGGAGGAUGUUCUGACUUGCCUGUUACAUGCACCGCCAAUAGCUGUCGUGGCCACGAAGUGGACAUUAUGCACUUUUCAAUUGGCAAUGCUAUUCCUGGACGGCUAUAUGGUGGCAAUCUCAUGGACAAUAUAAAUGGUACCGGAAAAGACAGUUUCGGUCACCUGGUUGAUACAUAUGCAUGGAACCCUCAUUGCCAAUACUUUGAUGGAAUUGGUCCUAAAGCAAAUACUUCAAAUGCCCGAAAUGAUUGGCAAGGAGCUUGGUGGCACAGUAGUCUAACGUUUCAUUCAGGCAUGGUGGAGGAGGACAGUCCAUAUGGAAAAGAUGGCGAGAAGGGCACUUACUUCUUUGAAUUCUCGAGACCCUUGAGGACAAUGGAUCGAUUCCAACAGGAUGUCCAAUUCACAAUCGGACAAGCGAGCAAGGUGGCUAUGGCCUUCUGGUACCCGACCAGCGGCAAUCCUUGGAGCAAAUCCGAUCAUUAUUCGGCGAGUUGCAAUUGGCUGCCUUUGGACAUUGCCUUGGCUUCCUCUGUAUCUGUUUCUCGAGCGUCGAGUGGAUCAUGGGAUGCUGCCACUGCCUUCGCCAUGCUACUCUCCGUAGUUUCCCUGUGUGUUGCAAUUUUCAUAGGAUACCGGGUUUCCAGUACCAAAGAUGUGCCCUUCACACCCAUCGAUCGUCUGUAAGGAGGAAUGAAACAUGAAUGUUGACUGCAUCAAUAGACUGACAAUGAGGGUGACUAUAUAUGCGUUGUUAUUAUUAUUAUUAUUAUUAUUAUUAUUAUUAUUAUUAUUAUUAUUAUUAUUAUUGACAUAGUGGAUAUGUAUGUUCAUUUCCUAAUGCUACAUUUUCUAGUUUCACCUUUUGGAAUUCUUGUAUUAUAUCAUUGUUGCAUUGGAUAUUGUCAUUAUAAAUUUUUAUCUUCCAUGCUA